Messenger RNA from Megalobrama amblycephala (Wuchang bream), 8055 nucleotides. RefSeq names its product solute carrier family 12 member 5a (gene slc12a5a). Gene Ontology annotation, molecular function: potassium:chloride symporter activity. Gene Ontology annotation, cellular component: membrane. Lineage: Eukaryota; Metazoa; Chordata; Actinopteri; Cypriniformes; Xenocyprididae. The record is from RefSeq and is a predicted model, not a curated record. The coding region runs from base 681 to 4124 and encodes 1147 amino acids. Gene Ontology annotation, biological process: chemical synaptic transmission; potassium ion homeostasis; chloride transmembrane transport. The transcript is spliced from 26 exons.
CAAAAUUUUCAUUUUUGGGUGAACUAACCCUUUAAUAGGCUACAUUUGUUUAAAAUAAUUAGAUAAAAUAAAUGAAAAUGUCUAAUGUACAUCUUACAGUUCAGUGAAUAGGAAAAAUACACAAUGAUGUAGCUUAAUAUAAUAGAAACAGAAUAUUUUACACAUUUAUAAUAUUGUAGGCCUAUUAAUUGGGUCUAUAUACAUAAAUAUAGUUGGCUGCCUAUAAACAUUUAGGAUGGGGGUCCAUGCAUUUAAAAGAUUGAAAACCCCAUGGCUUAUAUCAUAUCUAUGCUAGUUUUACUGAUAAAUUCAGCUCAUAUUGUGUAGCUUCACACUGUUCGAUCAUUCAAUGGCUUGAUCAAUGUUUCUGAUUGAUAGGCUAAUUGGUCGCGGGCUUUAGGACCCGGAUGCUCGGUUAGUCCAGACACCGGUUGAUGAUCCGCUCGCGACUCACUCAUUCAGUGUCUUUUAUCAAAGAACAAUAAAACGCACGCCUCAACCGGACACGUUACACACGUUUAUGCUCUUGCGUUAACAUCAGUUCUCACACUCCCGGGCUGAUCACUGCGGACCGGCGCACAUCUGCAUCACCGGCGAAUUCCUCCAGCGGGAGCCGGUGAAGAGAGCGAAGCCGCCUUCAUUCAUUCCCCGUCAGUCCGCUUCAGGCCACCGGCGACAGCAUGAGCCAGAGGUUCACGGUGACUGCCGGUGACAUCCAGGGGGAAGUGAACCAGCUGUUCGAGGGCGACGAGGCGACACCGAGCGCGUCCGACGCCGCGGCUGCUGAAGGCUCCGGGAGAGGAGAUGGGAACCCCAAGGAGAGCAGUCCAUUCAUCAACAGCACCGACCCAGAGAAGAACCAGCAGUAUGACGGCAAGAACAUGGCCCUGUUUGAGGAGGAGAUGGACACAAUUCCCAUGGUAUCGUCUCUUCUCAGCAGUCUCGCCAACUACUCAAACCUGCCGCAGGGCAGCAAAGAACACGAGGAGGCGGAAAACAACGAGGGCUCACGCAAGAAACCUGUCCAGGCUCCACGGAUGGGAACGCUCAUGGGCGUCUACCUGCCCUGCCUGCAGAACAUCCUGGGCGUGAUUCUGUUUCUCAGGAUGACCUGGAUGGUUGGCAUCGGCGGGGUCAUUGAAGCCUUCAUCAUCGUCCUCAUGUGCUGCUCCACGACGAUGCUCACGGCCAUCUCCAUGAGUGCCAUCGCCACAAACGGCGUAGUGCCAGCUGGAGGCUCCUAUUACAUGAUCUCUCGUUCUCUGGGCCCUGAGUUUGGAGGAGCUGUAGGCAUCUGCUUCUACUUGGGCACCACCUAUGCUGGAGCCAUGUACAUCCUGGGCUGCAUCGAGAUCCUGCUGGUGUACAUUGUACCACAAGCGGCCAUUUUUAAGAUGGAGGGUCUGGAGGGAGCCGAGGCCGAAUCCGCCAUGCUGAACAACAUGCGUAUUUACGGCACGCUAGUGCUGAGCUUCAUGGCCAUCGUGGUGUUUGUAGGAGUGAAGUACGUGAACAAGCUGGCGCUCCUCUUCCUCGCCUGCGUCAUCUGUUCGAUCCUCGCCGUCUACGCUGGAGUGAUCAAGACCGCCUUCGAGCCUCCAAUCUUCCCAGUGUGUGUGCUGGGAAACCGGACUCUGGUUUGGAAAGGUUUCGAUGUGUGUGCGAAGGUCAUCGAGAGAGAAAACGCCACGGUCACCACCGAACUCUGGCGGCUCUUCUGCGACUCUGAGUUCCUGAACGCAACCUGCGACAGCUAUUUCGCCAAUAACAACGUCACAGAAAUACAAGGCAUCCCAGGUGUUAUGAGUGGCACCCUGCGCGAGAACCUCUUUGGGAAUUAUAUGGAAAAGGGUUCAUUCAUUGAGAAGUUGGGAAUAAGCGCUGUGGAGGAACCUGACUCCAUCCCGACCAACACUAACCGCUACGUGCUCGCCGACAUCACCAGUUUCUUUACCAUGCUGGUGGGCAUCUACUUCCCCUCCGUGACCGGAAUCAUGGCUGGGUCAAACCGAUCCGGUGAUUUGCGGGAUGCCCAGAAGUCCAUUCCCGUCGGCACCAUCCUGGCCAUCACCACCACUUCCAUCAUCUACAUGUCCAGCGUGUUGCUGUUUGGUGCCUGCAUCGAGGGAACGGUGCUGAGGGAUAAGUUUGGUGAGGCCGUCAGGGGUAAUCUGGUGAUCGGGACGCUGGCGUGGCCGUCGCCCUGGGUCAUCGUCUUCGGUUCCUUCUUCUCCACCUGCGGUGCGGGGCUUCAGAGCUUGACCGGCGCUCCUCGUCUCCUACAGGCCAUCGCACGAGACGGCAUAGUGCCGUUCCUCAGGGUGUUUGGCCAUGGAAAAGCAAAUGGGGAGCCCACCUGGGCAUUGCUCCUGACCGCUUGUAUCUGUGAGAGCGGAAUCCUCAUCGCUUCUCUGGAUAACGUCGCUCCGAUUCUCUCCAUGUUUUUCCUCAUGUGCUACAUGUUUGUGAAUUUGGCCUGUGCCGUUCAAACUCUACUCAGAACGCCCAACUGGAGACCACGAUUCAAGUUCUACCACUGGACUCUAUCCUUCCUUGGCAUGAGUCUUUGUCUCUCGCUCAUGUUCAUCUGUUCCUGGUACUAUGCCAUCGUUGCCAUGGUGAUCGCCGGCUGUAUCUACAAGUAUAUCGAGUUCCGAGGGGCGGAAAAGGAAUGGGGUGAUGGAAUAAGAGGUCUGUCGCUCAGUGCGGCCCGCUUCGCCCUGAUGAGGUUGGAAGAGGGACCACCACACACCAAGAACUGGAGACCUCAGAUAUUAGUCCUGGUCAGCAUGGACUCUGAACUGAAUGUGGAGCAGCCGCGUCUGCUGUCUCUGACCAGUCAGCUGAAGGCUGGGAAGGGUCUGACCAUCGUGGGCGCAGCGCUGGAGGGAACUUACCUGGAGAACCUUCCUCAGGGGCAGCAGGCCGAACAGUCUCUGAGGAAGCUGAUGGAGACGGAGAAGGUGAAGGGUUUCUGUCAGGUUGUCAUCUCCUCCAACAUGAGGGACGCCACAUCACACUUGGUCCAGGCCGGAGGGUUAGGUGGUCUUCAACACAACACCGUUCUGGCCAGCUGGCCACGCAACUGGAAACAGGCCGAGGAUCAUCAGAGCUGGAGAAACUUCAUCGAGCUGGUAAGAGAAACCACCGCUGCCAGUAAAGCCCUGCUGGUGCCCAAGAACAUCUCGGCCUUCCCAUCGAACGGAGAACGCUUCACAGAGGGUCACAUUGACGUCUGGUGGAUCGUACAUGAUGGAGGCAUGCUGAUGCUGCUCCCGUUCCUCCUCCGCCAGCACAAGGUUUGGAGGAAAUGCAAGAUGCGCAUCUUCACUGUGGCCCAGAUGGACGACAACAGCAUCCAGAUGAAGAAGGACCUGACGACCUUCCUGUAUCACCUGCGCAUAGACGCCGCAGUGGAAGUGGUGGAGAUGCAUGACAGUGAUAUCUCAGCGUACACGUAUGAGAAGACCCUGGUGAUGGAGCAGCGAUCUCAGAUCCUGAAGCAGAUCAACCUCACCAAGACUGAGCGUGAACGCGAGAUCCAGAGCAUCACUGACAGCUCUCGUGGUUCGAUCCGUCGCAAGAACCCGGCCACGGUCACAACCCAGCUGAGUGUGACUGAGGAACCUGCGGCCAGCAGCAAAGAGGAGAAACCAGAAGAGGAGUCUGUCCCUGUGUCCCCAUCCCAACAGGAACAGCUCAUUCAUGACAAGAGUACCAACCCGCCCACCCCGGCAACGCCCCAGUCCCCCACCGCAGAGGCCGAGACGCCCGGCACGGCCGUUCAGAUGACAUGGACUGAAGCCAAGUGUGAUGGAGAGCAGGCCAAACCUAUAGGAGCCACCACACCAGAGGCCAUCAAAGACUUCUUCAACAUGAAACCAGAGUGGGAAAAUCUAAACCAGUCCAACGUGAGGCGCAUGCACACCGCACUCAGACUCAAUGAAGUCAUCAUUAAGAAAUCCCAGGAGGCCAAACUAGUCCUGCUCAACAUGCCCGGACCACCAAAAAACAGAAGCGGCGACGAGAACUACAUGGAAUUCAUGGAGGUUUUAACCGAAGGUCUCAACCGGGUCCUCCUUGUGCGUGGUGGAGGUCGCGAGGUCAUCACCAUCUACUCUUAAGAAACUCGUCAACGUCACUCCAUCCCAUUUGCCCCCCUUCCCCAGUGUCACCCAAGCAAUAUCCCAGAAUUUCCUUCAGUCAACCAGCUUCAUUUGUUCUACUGGUCUGCCAAGCUCUCACCGGCCAAACAUCGCUCUUCUUGGCGCUACUCUCGUUAACACUUUACUGUUCAAUGAAGUGCACUGUUGAUGUCAGUGGGUAUUUGUUCAAUGCCCCCUCUGCUGUAGCUUUCCUGCAUCAUCUGUCAAUCACUGCUCUCACCCAAUCAGGAGAAGCGGGUGGGUUGGGCUUAAUUCGUUUUGAUUUAUUUGUUUUAAAGAAGAGGAUGCAAUGUCAGUGAAGAAGGAUUCAACAUUCAUAACUACGCCAGAGAUGCUGUGAAAUAUUUCUGCUCUGAUAGAGAACGAUCUCCUGAUAACCUUGGGAAAAGAUUUUUUAAUGGUUUGAACUCAAUCCUUUUGGUCUGCAGCUUCGUUAAAUGUGAAAAGAUUAAUAAUGAGUUUAUUCAAGAAAAAAAAAAAAAACUAAUGUGAACUGUGAAAUGUGAAGUUUAAAGUCAACAUGAAAUCAAACUUGGACAUAUUUACUUUUGUAAACGAUUCAUCGGUGCAUGUUUUUUCUCAAAAGAAACAAAAUGUUUGUCUUUGUAAUCAAAAUAUAAAAAUUCCUCUAAAAAUCCUGAAACAACUCUAAUCCAAAAUCCAUCUUAUUUUUCAACCCUCAAUCAAAUCUCUAGCCCAUUUUUUUGGAUAUCUUCCCAAGUUGCGCUUAUUACAGAAGUAAAAUGGUUUGCGAAUGCCAUUUCAUGUUGACUUUAAGCAGGAUCCUCUGCACAAAGACCUGUUGUUCUGUGUUUGUUUUGUCUCAUCGACCUCCUCCAUGUUUUUGGUCGUUCCUAGCUAUCCCCCUGCCAAAUACAGUCACAGUAUGUGCCAAAAACAAGGCUGGCAGGGUGUGUGACUUGCUGUUUGACAGCAAAGCAGCGAACAAGAGUCUAUCAGUGUAACCGACACUGUAAUUAGUGUAAGAAUGAGCUAAAAAAAAAAGACAGACAAAGAAAAAAUGACUCAGCCAAUAGUAGUGUAAAUAGUGUAUAAGGCAUUAUUUAACAUUGUUGUAUUUUUAUUGUGAAAUAACCGAAGAUUUUGGUGAAGAAAUGCUAUUGUCUUAAGGCCAAUUCACACGUAUCGACAGACCAGAUUACAGCAUGUUCAAUCGGCGAAAACAAGCUCUGACAGACGGCAACAGACUUUGACAGGGAUCCGACAAAACCAGACGAAGUGUCUGUCGGCGUCUAUUGGUGCGGUGUGAAUUGGCCUUUACAGGGUCAGGGUGUUUUGUGCGACUACAGGCUUCACUAUGGCGGCUUGAAGUGUACUACGGUACCAAACCUCCCCUCCCCAACAAGCACUCAACCUGCACUGACAGCCACUGUGUAACAAAUGAUUUAAUGAGUCUGUGGAUUCAUUAAAUGAAUGCGUGUGUGUGUGUGUGUGCGUGCAUGUGUGCGCGAAUUGCAUCCUUGAGCAAAUUAAAGUUGCCCAUUUCUUUAGUUUUUUCCCAUUUCGCUAUAAAGAAAACCUCUAUGUUUGUUGCAUUUACAGACAAAUCUGUAUAAAUUAGCUAUAUCAUAGAUAAAAUCUAUAUUGAACUUGGUGGGGUACACCGGAAAUGUCACAGAGCUAUAUAUAGAGUAUUAUCGUAUCUGAUUGUAUUGCCAAACUUUGAUUUCACUCGUGCCAUAUGAAUGAAAAUGUGAAGUUGUCAAUAGAAACAAAUAUUGAUAACAUUGCCACUUUAAACACUAAUGCUGCAUUCACUUUAUUAGUUACUGACUAAUUUCUUUAACAAAUUAUAUUAUAUGAAGGAUCCAACAUAUUCAUAUAAAACAUCCAAAAUGGCAGUGGCUUCAACAUUUUGAGAUGUCAUUUUGUGAUACUGUGCUGUUGCGAGAAGUGAAUUUAUGUGAUUUUGAAGAAGUAGAUUGCUGUCAUUAUCAACAAAGCCACACAUGGAUCCAUUUUAGCAUUAUGGGCUUUGCAAUAGUAGCAAAUCAUUUCUGAGUCCAUAAACAGCUCAGAAUCGUUGUCGUUUGGCAAUUACAGUAAUUCUGACGCGACAUGAACGCAGCAUUAGAUUGAGCUGUUAUCACACUAGUAAAAGCAUGAUGGUUCAAAAAACAACCAUAAAUCUGAACUCUAUGCAGUGUGACUGUAAUGUAUUUGCCAAAUCACAAAAUGAGAUGCAAAAUUAAUCAGAGAUGAUCCUCGGUCUUCAUUUUGACCAGAGAAAAGUAGAGUUUAGAUCAGAAAGUGUAUUUUUAAGAGCAUAAUAUAUGUGAAAUUGGGAAAUCAUGAAUUCAUUGCAUUAUUUAUUUUUGUAGAGAUAUAGGCUUUUAUAGUCUUUUUUUACAGAAAUGCCAACAGAUGUGUAUGUAUGUAUGUAUGUAUAUAUAUAUAUAUAUAUAUAUAUAUAUAUAUAUAUAUAUAUAUAUAUAUAUAUAUAUAUACACACACACACACAUAUAAUUAAAAGAAAGUAUAUACAGUAGUUUACAAAGAUAUUACAGAUUCUUUUAUGUUUAAACAUGGGAAAACCUCUCAUAAGAUAUGAAUGAUGCUGCUAGUGUAUGAAUAUAUAUGGAUUGUUCGUGUACAUAGAGCAAAAGAAUAAAUAUUUAAAGGUAUAUUUACGAGGGGAGGGGUUGACGCCGAGUUUGCAUACCAGUCCUGGCGUUUGCAUCGAAAACGACUUCAGCCUUAUAUAAUCAGCUUUAUCAUGUUUUGUUUCUUUUAUAAUUCCUCAUUUCGUUGAACAGUGGUAAUUUCAAGUGAAAACAACAUUCACUGAAUCUGAACAAAACGCAAAAUGUGCAUCGAAACGCCACGUUUUUAACGAAGUACUGCCUGCGUAGACUGAGCCUCUGAUGACGUUUCGACAAUUAGUUUAGAUGUUUUUGACGAACACUUAUGAUAUGCUUCGUUUUUCUCCUGUUUGCAUGGUGUUUGUCGGAAAAAUGUGUUUUAAUUUUCGUAAUGUGAAAACAGCAGUUCCUGGAAAAAUGUCAAGCGGUGUUGCCAAGUCUGCGUUUUUUUUCUUGUGCAAUUGGGCUACUUUAACACUGUUGCUGCGGGUUGUUUUUCAUGUCCGUGGGUUGAAGCGACCCCAAAUAACGAUAUUUAGCCACUGGAAUGCAAAUUUUACCAGGGGAACCCACCAAAAUGCGGAUUUUACCCCCCAGAAACGCGAUUGGGCUAGUUUUGGGCUAGUUUUGAGUAGAAAUUGGGCGGGGUUUUUUGUGAAAACCUGGCAACCCUGAUGUCAUGGCGGCUUUUUCAAAUUGUUGCCACGACUCAACAGUGACUCUGUGUAUAUCCAGGCAAUGUGUACACUUAAAUUAGCAGGAUACUUGCAAGAUGUUUUUGGCUUUGUAUAUAAAAUCGCUCUUGAGACACUGUAGCUACAGGGUCGUCGUUCCCUGUUGUGUUUAUUAGGACGCUUUUAGUACACGCCGAAAAAAAAAUGGUCUACAAACUUUUUUGUUUUCAGCGGUAACGUGCAAUAUUUAUUUUGACAGGAAAUGGUAUGUAUGGCGUAUUUUUAGUUGCUAGUUCGCUCAUGAGUCUGCUUCUCGUAGAAUAGUCGUGAACCACGUAGUUCAUCGGCGCUUCGUAUGCUAGAGUGUGCGUCACAUCUGUUCUAUGGUGGCUGAGAUAGAAAUGCACUUUAUACAAAGUUAACAUUAUUUACGUCCAUGGUGACAGUGACGAUUGAGUUGGCAGAAUCAUGAGCAUGCCAGAUCCAUUUCAGCGCUGAUGCCUCUAGUGGCGAGAGUGUGUAUCGCAGAUCGCUGCAGUAACAUACUACCUGAACCUACUGAUUUUAUUAUGCUGUAAAAAUAAAUAAAAAAACAUGUGUGUUUGCUGUUUA